GUCAAUUUUUACACCUUGCUUAACUCAUACCUUUCACUUAUAUAAUCAUGGUUAUCUCUAUGGAUCGCUGGAAAGGCAAAGUGGCAAUCGUCACUGGUGCCAGCGCCGGAAUUGGCGCUGCAAUCGUCGAACAACUUGCAGAAGCAGGUUUGCAGGUAGCAGGUUUCGCCCGACGUUCUGAACGUGUAGAAGAACUAGCCAAAAAGCUCAGCGGCAAAAAAGGGAAAGUUCACGCUGUUAAAGUCGAUAUUUCUAAAGAAGACGACAUUCUCAAAGGUUUCAAAUGGGUUACAGACAACCUAGGCCCCGUCAGCAUUCUCGUCAACAGCGCUGGUGUCCUUCAAAACACAAAUCUAACAGACGGAGAUACCGAAAAGUGGAAGAAAGUUUUCGAUAUCAAUGUUUUGGGCCUGUGUAUCGCAACAAGAGAGGCCGUGAAGAUAAUGAAAGCUAAUAAGAUUGAUGGCCACAUAGUCCAUAUCAACAGUGUUGCCGGUCAUAAAGUGCCACAUUUUGAAAAGGCGAAUGUGUACCCGGCGUCGAAGUAUGCUGUUACCGCACUAACGGAAACGUUGAGGCAAGAAUUGAACCAUCUUGGACUCAAAAUUAAAAUCACAAGUGUGAGUCCUGGGGCUGUUACUACGGAAUUAAUGGAGGCAGACAAUUGGACGAAGGACGAUCCAAAAGUGAAGGAAAUCAUGUCAAAAGUUCCAUAUUUGAAGGCUGAAGAUAUUGCGGAUUCGGUGUUGUACGUUCUGGCAACGCCCCCACACGUACAGGUACAUGAACUAACGGUUAAGCCUGUUGGGGAAUCCGUAUAACUGUUGACAAGUUACAAAAAAGAAAGUAUGCUUAGUUAAAGAAGAGGGAAACGUGGUUAACAAGUUUUCCGUUUUUAUUACAUGAACAAACAGUUCAGCCAGUUGAAGCAGGUUAAUAGAGAUUUUCUUUUUUUCAAAAUUUUUGUUCAUGAUUGUGACUAAAUAAAAAAAUUAUAUAUUUAUA
Molecule: messenger RNA, 1005 nt
Organism: Zophobas morio
Lineage: Eukaryota; Metazoa; Arthropoda; Insecta; Coleoptera; Tenebrionidae
Product: farnesol dehydrogenase-like
Exons: 4
Coding region: 48-821 (257 amino acids)
Molecular function (GO): oxidoreductase activity
Source: RefSeq, a predicted model, not a curated record